This is a messenger RNA of Fusarium coffeatum, 207 nucleotides long. RefSeq lists its product as uncharacterized. The record is from RefSeq and is a predicted model, not a curated record. The transcript has a single exon. NCBI's taxonomy places the organism in Eukaryota, Fungi, Ascomycota, Sordariomycetes, Hypocreales, Nectriaceae. The coding region runs from base 1 to 207 and encodes 68 amino acids.
AUGUCCUUCAUCUCACCCAACGCCCCGGCCGACGUCUGGAUGUCCGACGCCGAGAUCCUUGAAGCCCAACGUCCCAAACUCUUCAUCAACGGCAUCCAACACGACCUAGAUGACCCAAACUACGGUCCCCUCCGCACCACAAGCGCAUACUACUCCACCCGCCAAGCUCCAAUCGAGCUCUUCGUAGCCGUCAACCGCUCCACCUAA